This is a messenger RNA of Caenorhabditis sp. 36 PRJEB53466, 4051 nucleotides long. NCBI's taxonomy places the organism in Eukaryota, Metazoa, Nematoda, Chromadorea, Rhabditida, Rhabditidae. The record is from the annotation of a GenBank genome assembly.
AUGCAUGAAACAAAGAAAACGUACGAUUUGGUCAACAAAUCGGAGCAAGUUUUGCCGUUCGAGGCGGAGCAGUUUCCUGCGAUUCUCCGCCUCGUCAAGUGAGAAUUUCAGCUCCAUCUCCCUAUUUCAGAGUUAUCGAUUUUCAGGUGGAAAGUUCUCGAUAUAUGUGUGCUGAGUGUAACUUCACAUUCUAUCGGAGAAUUCGAACGAUUUCAACCGCUCAUCCCACGUCAUGAGCUACAAAUACUCGUCGAAAAGAUAAUGAACACUGAAAUUCCGCGAGAUCCGCUCUUGGUUAAAAUUGCGAACUCGAAGCUGGACGAAAAGACGAGAAAACAGGCGGAAUGCUACAUGCAAUUCAAGUCUGAGCACGCAUUUCAAGUGGAAAAGGUGAGAAGAUGAGAGGUGAUUUCCGGAAAGAAAUAGAUCAAUUUCAGAGGAAAAACGUCGAGUAUUUCUUCAGAAACGCUUUUUUCAAUGAAGAAGGGCUGCGUAUUGCGGAUCAGUUGCUUUUCGAUUACGAUCGUAAUAAUUCUACUCAGCAGCGCCCCGUUUCCAUUUUGAAUUAUUCCAGAGAGAACAAAUAGCCAUCUUUACGAAUAUCUGCACAUGACCAAGAUUCCUGCCAACUGGCACUCCUAUCAUACGUUUAUUGAAAAGUUUUUUAACGAGGAGGAGCUCGAGAACCCGAUCGCCGUUCAAAAACUCGAUAAAGUGGUCGGAUGCGCGCGGGGCAAUUCGAUCCUCGAUGACUUGAACGGAAACAGCUUGUUCAGCAGCCACUACAUGGAUUUGAAAAGUCGCAUGUCACGUUCUGAAUACGAAAUUCAAUCAAAUAUCGUGAGGAAAGUGCUUGAUGAGGGCCCCAACUACAAGAUUCGGAAGGAGAAUGAGAUGGGAGAGCCGAAAAAAGAGAGUGCGGUCGACACGAGCAGGAUCAAUACAGAAAACUGGACAGAGCACAAGUAAGCGAGAAAAAAGUAUUGCAAAAAAGGGAUCAUGUGAAUUCAGAACUCGCAUCUUAUUUCUGUGCAUUCCGGGCUUCAAAAUCAGCGCUAAUAGUGACAAGAGUACUCACGAGGACUGGUAUUACUGCCUGAUGGAGUCGAUGAGCAAGGACGCGUGCAAUCGGGCCUCUCUCUUCUUCCUCAACAGAAAUUACGAAGCGGAUCUAUGUUAGUCUGUCGGUUAUUUGUCUUUUUAAGCAUUGUGUUUUGAGUGGAGAGAAAGAGCGAACGAGAGCGUCAGAGACUUCUCACACUCAAGGGAAUCACAAAGAAAGAGGAAGGCAUCGGAGAAGAAGUCGUCACAGAAAUCCGCCGGCAACCCAAAAAGAUCGAGUAUCGUGAGUAUUCAUUUAAGCAAUCGUUUCCUAUCAUUUAUCCGUUCAGAACCGGAUGUGGAAGUGGAUUCUCUGAAGCUUCGCUCCUACCAAGAAGAGCUCGUUCAGCCGGCUCUCGAAGGACGCAACUGUGUGCUCGUGGCUCCAACUGGAUCAGGAAAGACGGAAGUGGCUAUCUACGCGGCAUUAAACCAUAUGAAAGAGCGGGAAACGCAAGGGAAAGCCUCCAGAGUACGCGAAUUCGUCUCGAUCAAAUAACUGAUUUUCUGAAUUCAGGUGGUCAUGUUGGUUCCAAAGAUUCCACUUGUCGGCCAGCAAAGGGAUCGUUUCCUGAAGUACUGCCGUGGCCAAUACAGAGUCGACGGCUUCCAUGGAUCGGAGAAAGGAUCUGAUGGCAUAGGAAGACGCGACGAAGUGCUUCAGAGCGACGUUGUCGUGAUGACUCCACAGAUUCUGAUGUAAAACGGCACAUCAUUUUUAAGAUAUUUUGAAAAUAUGAAUUUGUUUCAGUAAUAUGCUGCAAUCAGUUCGUCGAAGCGAGCGUCUCUACGUCUGCGACUUCUCCAUGAUCAUCUUCGACGAGGUUCACAAAGCGACCGGCAACCAUCCGUACGUCGGAAUCUCGAAAUUGGUGCAAGAGUGGGAGCACGAGAAGCCGCAGAUCAUCGGUCUCACGGCAUCUCUGAACGUGAGCACGACCGGCAACAUCGAUCAGAACAGAAUGCUCGAGAGCAUAUAUGAAAUGCUCGCAUUGCUCAACGCACCGAGUCUCAGUACGAUUAUGAAACCGGAGAACAUUGAGGAGCUGAACGGGAAAGUCGGACGGCCUGAUGACAGUCAGUUUCGGUCUCCUCCAUUCCUGUUCAACCCAUUUCCCUUUCAGCUGUGGAAGUGUGCGAACCGCCUAGUGAUGAGCGAUGUGUUCUCCGCGGAAACAUCCAAAAGGCUCUGUGUCUGUACCAUACGAAGUUGUGCAUAGAAUUGGAAAGACUCUCCACCUCGAAACACAGCUCCUCGUCAAUGUACAACUACAAAAACUUCAAGAAGUUCAAUCUGAACAACUAUGAAAAAUACGAAUCACUUCUUCAAAACGUCAUUCAGGACUUGAACAGAAUGAACACGGCUGAGAAGGCGAAUGCUCAGUUAUACACGAAGUACAUCAAAGUAGGAAACGAUUCUUUGCAAAAUCUUUCAAUUAUUCCGUUCAGGUGUACGUGCAAGCGAGGGGAAUCGUGGAGGUUAUGCCGCCGUCGGUGGCGUUCAAGUACAUGCAGGACUCCUUCCAAGUUUUGGACAAAACGCAUACUUUGGAUCAGUUCGACGACUUUAGCAAGAACUACGAAGCACUGAAACGGGCGUCGAACGAGGAUGCCAACCCGAACAUUGUGGUGAAAUUGAAGGAAACGCUCGUGAAUCAAUUCCGUAACGUUCCCGAAUCUCGUGCGAUCAUCUUCGUGACACAAAGAAACACUGCUCAGAGAGUUUGCGAGUUUUUGAACGAUUCUGGAGUGAUGAACGAGUUUAAUAGCGGAGGAACAGUCGUUGGAUACGUUCUUGGAAGCAACAAUCAGGGAAUUGUGCAACAGACCGCAGAAAUGCAGAGGCUCACGAUCGAACGAUUCAACAACGGAAAACUGAAGGUGAUUGUGGCCACGUCUGUCGUCGAAGAAGGUCUCGACAUUGCCGCCUGUAACCUCAUCAUCAAGUACAACUGCUCUUCGGACUCUCCCAUCCAACUCAUUCAGCAGAGAGGACGUGCUCGUGCGAAGAACUCGCGUUCUGUGCUGCUUGCGGUGCAUAGCAAAGUCAACGAUAAGGAAAAUAAUGCGCUGAUUGCGGAAAAGCACAUGAGGCACUGUGUGAGCACGAUCAUGAAGAGCUCGCAGAAGACAUUGCAAGACAAUGUUGAACGGCUGAAGAAGAAGAUCGAAGCUGAACGACAGAGAGAAUUGCAAGAGAUGCUCAGUAUGAGAGCCAGACACGAGAACAAGAUGUACGACUUGAAGUGUUGCAACUGCAGUCGGAGCCUGUGCGAGGGCAGCAAAAUGCGACAGAUCUUCUCGAACUACAUGGCAAUGGAUCCUUUCGUUUGGGAGAAGCUGUUACUGGAACCCAGAAAAAAAGAAAGAAGGAAUAAUCUCCUGUCCGAGGAUACUCAAGCGCUCAGCAACAUUCUGUGCCAUUGUAAGCAGGCGAUCGGAAAGGCGUACAAGAUGCGGUGGGGAUAGAUGGGCGGCAACUGAUUGUUGGAAUAUUCUUUCAGAGGAGUCUACCUUCCACAGUUGGACGUCAGAGCCAUUUCAUUCCUGGAGCGUGGCACAGGUCAGUGUGAGACGAAGGCCAAGUGGUCGGCCGUCGUCAAUGAACUGUUCUACAUUCCCGAAGCUCAACAAGGAGACUUCGUAAGUCAGUCUGUCGUUAAAUUUAUAUCAUGCAUUACUUCAGGAAAUAAUGUUGAAUGCGUUGGAUGGAUCGGAAGAUAAUUUGGUUAAAAAGCGGAUUCUCGAUUUGGACUCGCAACACCACAUGAAGAUGAUUCAGGAGGAAGCUUUGUAGGCCUAAUCGCUAUAAUUAAUCACAUUCGUUAUUUUCAGCAGACAGGAAGAUUUUGAUAGAAAAAAGCAAGAGCAGAAAAAAGAUGUCCGUCAGCAGAAAACGAUAUAUAGUGACGACGAAGAGGAGCCGAAUCAGCAGGAGUCGGAAUACUGA